AUGCAGGAGCUGAGCGCUCUGGCGCGCACCUGUCUUGACAAGUACAAGAAGCGCUGCUCGCUGCAGGCGGCACUGCAGCGGCUCGUGCGGCUGGAGCGCGAGCAGUGCGCCCCGACGGCCGAGGAGGGGCAGCUUGCCGCAGCGCGCGCCGAGCUUGCGCGCCACGCCGCGAACGCCGACGUCGCCGCGGCCUCUGCGGCGCAGCAGCAGCGCACGUGCGUCAUCUGCUUCUGUGACUACAGCCUCAACGAGGGCAUCGAGUGCUCGGCGCCUGCCCGAGCCAAGGCGCAUUUCAUGUGCAAUGGCUGCCUGGGCACGUACGUCACGGGGCAGGUGACCGACCACGAGGAUGCCAACCUCCGCCGCUUCGAGCAGCGUGGCGGCGUGCGCUGCCCCAGCUUCAUCGCGCCGCGCGCCGGCCAGCCGAUUGUCCCCGGCACGUGCUGCGCGCCUGCGUACACCGACGCUGCAUUGGCGAGCCGCUUGCCGGACGUGACGUUUGCUCUGUACUUCAACGCGAAGAGCAAGGUAGCUGAGCAGCAAAUCGAACUUGCGGCGAAGCAAAGGAGCGCCGCUGAGGUCGCUCGGCUGCAGGCGGAGCUCGCGAGACGCGACGAGGACGUGCGGGCUGCGCAGGUGCGCACGCACAUCAUCGAGAAAAUCCUCAACCCAGCGUGCCCGCGCUGCGGGCAGGCCUUCAUCGACUUCGAGGGCUGCUUUGCGCUCUCUUGCAGUCGAGUAGGGUGCACCAUGCCGCCCCAUGGCUUCUGCGCCUAUUGCUUGCACGACGCCAACGGCGACGCGCACCACCACGUUGCGCAUUGCCGGUACAACAUCGCGCCGCCCGGCAACGGCGUGUUCGCGUCGAUCGAGGUCUACCGCGAGGCGGAGCGGCGCCGGUGCCAGCGCAUGUUGCGGGAGUACCUCGGCAAGCUCGACGAGCGAACGCGCGCGCGCGCGCUGCGCGAUUGCGCCCAGGAGUUUCGCGACUUGCGGGUCCAGCUCUGA
Molecule: messenger RNA, 1008 nt
Organism: Emiliania huxleyi CCMP1516
Lineage: Eukaryota; Haptophyta; Isochrysidales; Noelaerhabdaceae
Exons: 1
Coding region: 1-1008 (335 amino acids)
Source: RefSeq, a predicted model, not a curated record